AUGACUCCUAACGGAACGCCCACCCCCACCCCAAUUGUAAUGUCAUGUGUAUUGUUGGACGUUGGUGCAGUGAUGGACGAGUUCGAUGAAUUGGAUAUCGAUUCUGGCGGUACAAGAUUUGCGAGGGCAGCGCGCCCGGCGAGAAUUUGGGCAUCGGCCAGCUGGAAGCUGUCCGUGUCGUCCCGGCAGACCGUGUCACCUCCACUGACGACAGGUGUGCCGCAGCAAUACCUAGUUGUGCCAUUGACGGUGCUCAGGUUAACUAUUGCGCAGCCUCCACUGCUGUUUACAGUCCCUGAUUUAAGAAAAAGACUUAGUGACGACCGCCGAGAGGGUUUGACUUACGGCAACGACCCGGGCAUCCGUUUCCCCAUUUUUGGGCUGUACAACCCCCACGUGCCAAUGUAA
Messenger RNA from Penicillium daleae, 408 nucleotides. RefSeq lists its product as uncharacterized. The transcript is spliced from 2 exons. Lineage: Eukaryota; Fungi; Ascomycota; Eurotiomycetes; Eurotiales; Aspergillaceae. The record is from RefSeq and is a predicted model, not a curated record. The coding region runs from base 1 to 408 and encodes 135 amino acids.